Molecule: messenger RNA, 2688 nt
Organism: Eurytemora carolleeae
Lineage: Eukaryota; Metazoa; Arthropoda; Copepoda; Calanoida; Temoridae
Product: transmembrane protein 245
Exons: 23
Coding region: 17-2662 (881 amino acids)
Source: RefSeq, a predicted model, not a curated record
UUUUCAGAAAAUAAAAAUGCAAAAAAGAAUGACGAGUGCAUCCUUUGAUUUAACUCCAGGAGCGGGUUCACCAUUCUUCGACGACCUUCGACAAGACAAGGAGAUCAGAAAUUCCUUUCUCCACGCUAUAGCAUUGACAAUCCUAGCUGUUAUACUGACUGGAGCUUACUACGUGUACAGUAUUCUUGAACCAUUUAUAGUGCCUUUGUUCUGGGCCUUGUUAACGGGUGUUCUGCUUCAUCCGCAUAAGAAGAGUGCGACAAACAAAUUUCGACUUUAUCUUACUCGACUACAGCAGAACGACAAGAAUGUCGUCUUUUCAUUAUCACACAAUAUUCUGAAGCUGCUAGACAAGUCUGCUGAGUGUAUAGGAGAAUAUUUUAUACAGAAGUGGAAACUAUUAUUAUGUUUUAUAAUUGUAUCAGCUGGAGUGUAUGUAGUGUAUAUAUAUACUCCAGACGGGUUCCUAGUUCUUCUCAACACUCUCAGAGAAUUUCUGUUUGUCCAAGUUCCGAGUAUAUUUGGAAGUGUGCAGAGUGUACAUCUAGUAAUCAGUUCUUGUUUAACCUUGUCUACAAUCAAACUCAUACCAGAAUAUAAAAUGUUAUGUAGUAUUGUAUGCUGGAUAACCUGGAUAAUAUUAUUAGCAAGAAUAUUUAACUAUCUCUGGCCUCCUCUUCUCUACGUUCUGGUUUUCGCACUAGUCAUAGGGUACAUGACAGAUUCCUCUGGUAUAGAUGAACCAGACAGAGUCUCUGAAUCUAGAAUACGAUCUGUUAUCGUCUCUCUCCUGCAGCGUCUCAACCUGGUUCCUUCUACUGGAGAUGCUAUUGAUGAAGGAGUAGAUGAAUCUGGAGUUUAUGGACCGGCAGAGUCUACUCCUAUACCUACUAAAGUCUCUGGUGAUAUGGGAGAUAUUUCUAAGUUUGAUCCCAAGAUCGGAGUAAUUCCACAUCCUGGAGUAUCAGCGUUGAAGAAAGAGCACGGAAUCCUACAAAAUCGACCAAACCUCUCCGAGAUAGGAAAGGUUUCUACGCCGUUAGGGUCCAAUACACCAAAAUCUAGAUUAGGAAGAUCAUUCCGUUAUGCCAAAAGAAAGACGUCUCUUGCAUCUGAGAUUCAUCAUGACUCUAUGAGGUAUAUCUACUGGGCACUGUGGAGCUGUUUAGCUGUUCAACUGUGGUUACAUCCUGGUCUCCUACAUCUACUUCCGGCUCCAAUAUUUUAUUCAUUAAUGAAAAGGCUGUUCAAGUAUACCGGUGCAUACGAGUUAUGUGUCCGUCAGUAUAACCGUGUUUGUACCUGUAUCUGGGAUUGGGUUGAUCAAAACUCCGACACCCUUCUCCCUCUGCCGGUCAGAUUCCUAGCACGUCAAAUAUACAACCUGGAGCGAGGAUUCCUACAGGCCACAAUAUUCUACAUGGACGGAUUGGUGACAAGUCUACUUAUUUUGGGAAUAUUUCUUGUAAUUACUGUUGCCUGCAUACUAGGAAUUAUUCAGGUGUACGCAGAAUCUGCGUAUAUCCUCCAAUCCCUGGCUACUAUCGCGAGCUCCUUGGAGAUGAAGGACUCGAUGCUCCUCUCCUCCUUGAACAUCUCUCUACCUGCAAACUCCAGCAUGGAAACAGUCAUGGACGAGGCGUACACUUACGGCAGGGGGUGGAUAUCCACCACACUUAGGAAUACAUUGGAGAACACGGAUACAGAGGUUCUCCAGGAACUAGAGAACAAGAUACUUGAAUUAUGGGACAGAUCAUAUCAAUACUGGAUUCUGAAACAGGAUGUGGUUGGACCUAAGAUGAGUACAGCAGCAAUAACAACUAGUUUCGGAGAAGUUAUGGAUAAACUGUACACUCAAGAUCUAUUUAAUAUAUCAGCUGUUCAGAUAUUCAUCAGGAACAAUAUGGGAACACUGACCUCUAUUUGUGAACAAGUCUGGUCCCUUUUCCAGGGGAACCUUGUCUUCUUCAUGGAUGCUACCAUGGGAGUUCUCAAGGUUCUAUUCUACUCCGGCUCCGGGUUCAUAAACUUUUUGUUUGGGAUUGUAAUCUACAUCACAGCCUUGUUCUACCUACUCUCCAACAGCUCCUCGACCUAUAAACCUUUGGAGGUGUUAGGACAGUAUGCCGUGUAUCAGGGUUCAGGUGUUGGAACGAUACUGCAGACCGCGGUUAAUUCUGUACUUUUCAUUACAUUCAAGAUGGCGCUGUUUUAUCUACUCUGGACCUAUCUCACUCAUACAAUCUUCCAGGCAACUAUUGUCGUUCUACCGAUGAUAUUUUCUUCAUUUAUUGCAGCUGUUCCUUUCACAGGACAAUAUAUUGUUGCCGUCCCUGCUUGCUUAGAACUCUGGCUUCUGCAAGAUAGACCAGUUCAUUCCAUCCUUCUUAUCAUCUUCCAGAUUGCUCCGAGCUGGUUGGUUGAUGCUGCAAUAUACAGUGAGAUGAAGGGAGGUAUACAUCCCUGGUUUACUGGUCUUGCUGUAGUUGGAGGGGUUUAUGUUUUCGGAGCAGUCGGAGCAAUAUAUGGUCCUCUAGCUCUAUGUGUUCUAUAUGUUCUAGUCAAUUUAUAUACUUCAUUCAUGCAGGAGAUAGAUGCUGCAACCCCUGUUGGAUAUAAAUCUAUGCGUACACCUAUGAACAGAUCUGAUACGAUGAUGUGAAAAUCAAUUCCGCUUCUCGGCUAACU